Molecule: messenger RNA, 399 nt
Organism: Coregonus sp. 'balchen'
Lineage: Eukaryota; Metazoa; Chordata; Actinopteri; Salmoniformes; Salmonidae
Source: the annotation of a GenBank genome assembly
AUGUCUCUGGCCCAGAGAGUCCUCCUAACCUGGAUAUUCUCCCUCAUCUUCCUCAUCAUGCUGGUCCUCAAACUGGACUCCAAGAUCCCCUGGAACUGGUUCCUCAUCUUCCUCCCUGUAUGGAUUUUUGACACAAUCCUCAUCCUCAUGCUGGUGGUGAAGAUGGCGGGUCGGUGCAAGCCCGGCUAUGACCUGCGUGACGGCCAGCAGAACCUGCGACGGAGGGUGUGGUACCUAGUGGCCAUGCUGCUGAAGCUGGGCUUCUGUCUGACGCUGUGCGCCCGGCUGGAGAGGCUGAUGGAGAUCUCGCUCAGUGUGGUGUGUGUCCCCCUCUGGGCCCUACUGGUCGGGGCCAUGGUGGAGCUGGGCUACAAUGUCUUUCACUACCGCAGAGAGUGA